Molecule: messenger RNA, 1695 nt
Organism: Biomphalaria glabrata
Lineage: Eukaryota; Metazoa; Mollusca; Gastropoda; Planorbidae
Exons: 2
Coding region: 173-1522 (449 amino acids)
Cellular component (GO): membrane
Molecular function (GO): wide pore channel activity
Source: RefSeq, a predicted model, not a curated record
GUUAUGUCACAAAAAAAGGUAACCUUCUCAGACUUAAUGGUAUGUACUAAGAGACCUUUAAGGGUCAACUCAUCCCAAACACAUGACGGGAAGUAGCUGAUAAGACAAUCGCCAAACCUGCCCAUGACUUCAACCAGUUAGGGGACAAAACUCUUGAAUUAACUCAAGCAACAUGUUGAUCAAGUUGAUUCUAGUCUCACUGGUCUGCAAGAUUACUCACUCAUUCUGGUUAAGUUCCGACCCUGAAAGUAUCAACUUUAACUCCCCUGGACCACUUCGACUCGAGUGUAAAUACAGUUCCAAUGUCGGCACUACGUUCGUCAGUGUCCAGCGCAUUAGGAUAGACAAGCAAGUGAAUGGAGUCUGGUCACUCAUAGCAGAACUAGUGGACAAUAACCAGUGGUCUGUCAUCUCUGGAGCGACAGCUCUCGGCUCUCUGGCAUCUCCAACUAGCACAUAUUUGGAAGUGACAUGGAACACGGUCACCCCUGACCUCCUAGGUAUCUAUAGGUGUGAACUGAUUGGGCUCAACUCAAUUAAUGACUUCAUUGUAGAGAAGACGCCAUCCGUCACGGUUGCAGAGACACCAGUCUCAACUGCUACUGUCUCAGAAAUUGUUAAGAAUGAGACAGACGCAAUAAGACAAGAGUUUGAAGCUUAUAAGACUCGCACUGACCAAGAGUUGUCGGACAUCCUUAACCUGAUCAGAGAGAAUCAAUUAUCACAGCUCAAUUACUUGGAAGAAUUGAGCGGGAAUUUUACGAACCAGAUCAGCUCUCUUUCUAACAAUUACGACUCGUUGAAUGCACGAGUGACUGCCCUUGAGAACUCUGGUUGUGGGUGUAGUGCAGGAGAGUCUACCACACAGGCACCCCCGGCGUUGAUUGGUCAGCAAUGGCCAGUUGGAACUUACGGGCUUUAUCAACCUCAGGCCGGUUGCCCACAGGACACUUCUACUACCCAGUGGACGACAGGUUACAGAAGACACCACACAGUAUCUGGAGCCAACAUGGAUGAAGUCUCCCCAGGAUCUCACUUUGCGCAGCCUGUCUUGUCCACUGUAGGAAGUAAUCAUUACUUCUUUCAGCGCUUCUGUAUGGUGGACAGCCUCUCCACAGGCCCAUCCUGGCCCAUCGGCUCGUACUGUAUCAACAGGAAGGGUGGAGCUUGCCCUGGUGGUUUCAACUCGGGCUACAUCGAGAUAGACGACAACGGCACCGACCAAGACAUAGUGUCCGGUUCUUUACCGGACGGUACAUAUAGCACCAUUACAAGAAUCUAUUAUUGCUGCCGUGUCGAUGGCAACGCCGAGACGCCCAUAUCUCUUCCCAACACACGACCUUUCUACUUGUAUAGAAUAGGCGUGGUCUGUCAGAAGGUCGCCAACAUGACUGUCUCACAGGAGUGGUUCUUGAUCGACACGUCCAACGCUAACAAUCUAGAUAGAUUCGAGAACGUCUGGCAUCCGGAUGCCGCAUUGAACGAUAUCCGUAUUCAGCUGUGUUAUUACAGCCCAGUUUAACCCAUUGAUGUUCAGUGUAACCCAUUGAUGUCCAGUUUAACUCAUUGAAGUCCAGCGGCUAUUACCUCAUAUCCUAGAAAUGUAUUCCGUUUUCUUUCAAAUUAUAUGUUCUCUUUUUAUAUGCAAAAGACAUGACACAUUGUUUUCAAAUAAAUUAUUUGCUUUCAAAAUAA